AUGGCGCCCGUUAGCAACAAGUCGCUCAUCUUCAAGAGCAUCCCCCAGGGGAUGAUCAAGGCCAACGUGGACAUGGCCCUCGAGGACAAGCCUCUGGAGCUCACGCCACCGCCCAAGGGCCUGGUCGUCAAGACGCUGGUGCUGGGCUUCGACCCCCACAUGCGCGACCGCAUGAAGGGCCCUACCUUUGAGAGCUACGUCCCGGGUUACGUCCCCGAGGAGCCCAUCGCUGGCUUCUCCGUCGCCCAGGUGGUCAAGAGCGACAACGACAAGUUCAAGGAGGGCGAGAUCAUCGCCGGUGUGCUGCCAUUCGCCGAGUACUCCAUCGUGCCAGUGGAGCUCAUCGAGUACAAGCCCAUGGCCGCCCACAUGAUCUGGAAGGUCGACAACAAGUACAACAUCGACCUGGGCAACUGGGUCGGCGCCCUGGGCCUCGCCGGCCAGACGGCCUGGAACUCCUUCUACGGGCUCGUCAAGCCCAAGAAGGGCGAGACCAUCUGGGUCAACGCCGCCUCGUCCGCCGUCGGCGAGAUCGUCGUGCAGCUGGCCAAGAAGGAGGGGAUGCGCGUCAUCGGCAGCGUCAGCUCGGACGAGAAGGCCGAGUACGUGAAGUCGCUCGGCGCGGACGAGUGCUUCAACUACACCAAGGAGAGCUGCGACGCCGCGCUCAAGAGGCUCGCGCCCGAGGGCGUCGACGUCGUCUACGAGAACGUCGGCGGCGACCACUUCCAGGCCGCGCUGACCAACAUGAAGUGGUUUGGGCGGAUUGUCGUCUGCGGCAUGGUGUCCGAGUACAACAAGCCCCCCUCGGAGCAGUUCGGCGUGACCAACCUUGCCGAGAUCUUCCGCCGGCGAAUCACCAUCCAGGGCUUCGUCUUCUGGGACCACAACAUCUACACGGACAACAUUGACAAGUUCUGGGAGCUCAUGCCCAAGUGGAUCGCCGAGGGUUCUGUCAAGGCCCGCGCUACCAAGUUCGAGGGCAUCGAGUCGGCGCAGGACGCGUUCUUGUCGCUCUUUAACGGAAAGACGUUCGGCAAGGCCACGGUCAAGGUUGCUGAUCCUUCGACAUAA
Messenger RNA from Diaporthe citri, 1074 nucleotides. RefSeq lists its product as uncharacterized. The record is from RefSeq and is a predicted model, not a curated record. Gene Ontology annotation, molecular function: oxidoreductase activity, acting on the CH-CH group of donors, NAD or NADP as acceptor. Lineage: Eukaryota; Fungi; Ascomycota; Sordariomycetes; Diaporthales; Diaporthaceae. The transcript is spliced from 2 exons. Bases 1 to 1074 code for a protein of 357 amino acids.